AUGGAGUUGGAAGUAGAUGAUGUAGGGACAACAGAGUCCAACUUGCAAGCCAAUAUCCAUAGUCUCUUAUUAACAAGUCCGAAACAAGUUACAUCCAAAUCAUCUCAUCUUGAGGACCAUGAUAAUGGCAAUGUCUUGGAUAUACCAAUGAUAUAUAAUAGAAUUGUUGAGGCACAUAGGAUGGUCAGACCAAUGGUCAGAGAGACACCUCUUGAUGUUAGUCCUAUCCUGUCAAAGAUGACUGGCUGCAACAAGUUGUUGUUAAAGUGUGACUUUCUACAACAUACAGGAUCGUUCAAGUAUAGAGGCGCAACAAAUCGUAUACGUCUGCUAACUGAUCGACAGCGUGUGGAUGGUGUCAUCACUGCAUCCACUGGCAACCAUGGCCAGGCCAUCGCCCUUGCCGCCAAACUGGCCGGCACUCACUCAACUAUAUACGCGCCAAAGAGUGCCGCACCCAUCAAGCUGCAGGCCAUCGAGGCGUUGGGUGGCACUGUCCAACUGGUCGAUGGAAACAUGUUGUUGGCUGAGAAGACAGCCAAUGCACACGCCCAGGAAAAGGACAUCUUGUACAUAUCACCCUACAAUGACAUUGACAUUGUUGCUGGACAGGGUACUUGUGGCAUGGAGAUAGUGGAUCAAUCAUUGCAACUUGGUUUGGAGUCAGUGGAUGCAGUGUUUGUUGCUGUUGGUGGCGGUGGAUUGAUCACUGGCACAGCGAUCGCAAUCAAACAACGUUGGCCAAAUUGCAAGGUGGUGGGAUGUUGGCCUGCCAAUGCAUGCAGUCUAUACCAGAACCUGGAGGCUGGAAGAAUAUUCGAGGCAGACGAACAGCCAACUAUUGCCGAUGGUACUGCUGGUGGAGUGGACGAUGGCGCCAUCACAUUUGAAUUAUGCCAGCAACUGAUCGAUGAGCGAGUGUUGGUCAGCGAGGAAGAGAUCAAAAGUGCCAUGAAGUUGAUCGCCAACACUGAUCGAUUUAUGAUCGAAGGUGCUGCUGGUGUACCCUUGGCCGCUGCCCUGAAAACAGCCAACCACUAUCAAAACAAGAACAUUGUCGUUGUACUCUGUGGCAGGAACAUAAUGUUGGAAAAGUACAUUAAAUCAAUCGAAGAGGUCUUGUGA
Molecule: messenger RNA, 1125 nt
Organism: Acytostelium subglobosum LB1
Lineage: Eukaryota; Evosea; Eumycetozoa; Acytosteliales; Acytosteliaceae
Exons: 3
Coding region: 1-1125 (374 amino acids)
Biological process (GO): L-threonine catabolic process; L-serine catabolic process
Molecular function (GO): threonine deaminase activity; L-serine ammonia-lyase activity
Source: RefSeq, a predicted model, not a curated record